Messenger RNA from Nicotiana attenuata, 1470 nucleotides. RefSeq lists its product as uncharacterized. The transcript has a single exon. The coding region runs from base 396 to 1175 and encodes 259 amino acids. The record is from RefSeq and is a predicted model, not a curated record. Lineage: Eukaryota; Viridiplantae; Streptophyta; Magnoliopsida; Solanales; Solanaceae.
UUCCUUUUCCUUUUUCUUUUAUCUUCGCUUCACAAGUAGUUAUCACUUAAAAGCCUGUUAUAUGUUCUAUUAUCUUCAUGUCCAAGCCUCCAUUAAUUAGCCUCCUCCCCACGAUUUCUCUCAUUAUUCAUCUUCUUUUUUCUUCCCUUUCCGUCCAUUUUUCGACCAAUCUUUUUGCUUCAAUACUACUCCUCUCCUACUAUUUAACGUCCUCCUCUUAAUAUUCUACCUUCCAACCAUUUUGUGUUCAAAUUUUAGUACUAUUGUCAGUUGGGGUUUUUAUUCUGGUCUUUAUUUGUUAGGUUUGGAAUUUUUAAAAAAAAAUUGUCAGUGCAGUCUUUAUGACCUAGUGUCCUGUUCAAUUCAUUUUGUUAACUUAAUUGCAUUCAAUUACAAUGGCAAUUGAGCUGUGUUCAUCUGAUGAAUCAUCUAUAAUGAGUCCAGCUCGGAUCUCCUUCGAUAUUUCACAGACAGAUUAUGUUCCUGUUGAGCAACACAUUCGAUCAACUUCAUCUUCCUCUAGUAUUGAUUUUGAUUUUUGCGUUUUUCGCGAAAGCUUUGAUCUUGAAUCUUCGUCAGCUGAUGAGCUUUUCUUUGAUGGAAAGAUUUUACCCAUUGAAAUCAAGAGAAGAAUUUCCUCUGCCCCAUUCAAAAAAAUAGAUCAACGUCCAAUGUCACCACCCCCUCCUCUGCCUCCAUGCAAGAAUAAUAGUAACCCUAACACUAGCAAUAUUCUUGAUAAUGGCAAAAUCAGCUCCAAUUCGAAGAAUGAAGAUAAAGCAGGGUUUCUUGAAUCAAUAGAUGAAAAGCAGAGUUCAAAGUCAUUUUGGAGAUUCAAGAGAAGUAGUAGCUUAAAUUGUGGGAAUGGUUAUGCAAGAACUUUAUGUCCAUUGCCACUUUUAUCAAGAAGCAAUUCAACUGGUUCAACUCCAAGUGUGAAGCGUAAUUCGUCGUCAUCAAAGGAUAAUUUAAGUCACAAGCAGCAAUCUCAGAGACACUUUCCAAAAUCAGUGUCAUCUAAUAAUGGUCAUAAUUGUCAAAAGCCUCCAUUGAAGAAAGUUUCACACAACAAUAAUGGAGUUAAAUUCAGUCCAGUACUAAAUGUCCCUUCAGCAAGUUUGUUUGGUUUAAGUUCAUUCUUUUCAAGUGGAAAGGAAAAGAACAAGAAGAAGUGAUUAAUUAAUGGACAUGAUUGCUUUAUUAGUUUCCAAAAUAAGAAAGGUUUGAUCAAGUUUGUUUUGUUACUUUUUUCCUUAGAUUUAACAUGAUUGAGAAUUGACAAGAAAAAAGUGUGGAGAGAAAGGAUAAGUACUGGGGCCAAAAGUAUGGAACAUAAUUCAUUCCAUACCACAUGCUUUUUUUUUCUUUUUCUUUGGGGGUUGUGGGUGACAAGAAACAGGUAAUAUUUGCUAUCAAAGGGCCUGUCCCAUUAUAUGCUUUAAUUUGUUUUAGUGCUUUUGGUUGCCUACA